Molecule: messenger RNA, 730 nt
Organism: Nicotiana attenuata
Lineage: Eukaryota; Viridiplantae; Streptophyta; Magnoliopsida; Solanales; Solanaceae
Product: classical arabinogalactan protein 5-like
Exons: 1
Coding region: 128-532 (134 amino acids)
Source: RefSeq, a predicted model, not a curated record
CUAUAUAUACAACUCUUUUCCUGUCCUUUUCAUCCAAACGAUACUCAACAAAACUCAUAUUUUCUCUUCCUUUUGUGCAUAUUUCACUUUUCUUAUUUCUUCAAAUUUUUUCGUCCUAAAGGUUAGAAUGGCAUACUCAAAAGUGAUCAUUGCUAUAAUGUUCGCAUUAGUAGCUGGAUCUGCUUUCUCUCAGGCACCAGGAGCAUCUCCAGCAGCUUCUCCAAAGAGUUCUCCACCGCCGGUAGCAUCACCGCCUACGGCGACUCCUCCUCCUUCUACAGCAACACCUAUCUCCGCUCCUGCAAAUGCUCCUACUACUGCAUCUUCUCCAUCUGAAUCUCCGUUGGCAUCUCCACCAGCUCCACCAACUGUAGAUACUCCGGCAUCAUCUCCUUCUGGCGCUUCUCCUCCAUCUAUCGCCGCCGCUCCCGGUGGUUCUCCUACUUCCUCUCCUAACUCUGCUUCCUUGAACAGAGUCGCCGUUGCAGCAUCUGCUGUUGUAGCUGUCUUUGCUGCUUCUUUCAUUCUUUAAAUCUCUGAUUCGUGAGAUAUUUUGUGUUUUCAUUCGCCGGAGUUGAUGAGUUAGGAUUUAUUUUAUGGUUUAUUUUAUUUCCACGGUUUUUUUAUUCUUUUUAGUUUUUACUUUUACGUGCGACGCUAGUCGUGAUCGCUGUUGAUAUAGCCGAUAUUUGUUUCUUUCUCGUGUUGUAAAUUAGUUGAUGAUGACGCC